UCUUCGAAGGUUGGUGCGUGCGUGCGCGCGCUGGAGGGCAGAUUCAAUUGAAGGUGUGUCUUUCAGGACUUUUAAUUCUCAGACGUCAAUCAUGAGCACAAAACAGGUUGUGUUCAAGAAGUUGUCCCGGGACAAGUCGGUUGGCAUCUACAUGGGGAAGAGGGACUUUGUGGACCACUGUGACUUCGUGGAACCGGUUGAUGGCGUUGUGAUUGUGGACCCCAAGCUCCUCCAAGGAAAGAAAGCGUUCGUCGUGUUGUGCUGCACGUUCCGCUACGGCCGCGACGACGACGACAACGUCCUGGGCAUCAAGUUCUGCAGGGAGCUGCACCGGAGCAGCCAGCAGGUGUUUCCGCCGCUCCUGGACCGCGAGCGCAACGUCCACACCGGGCUGCAGGAGAAGCUGCUGCACAAGCUGGGCUGCAACGCUUACCCCUUCUUCUUCGAGUUCCCGGACAACCUGCCCUGCUCCGUGGCACUGCAACCGGCUCCUACGGACGUUGGCAAGAAAUGCGCCGUGGAGUUCGAAGUGAAGGCUUUCUGCGCCAAGGGCCAUGACGACAAGGUGCAGAAGAGGAGCUCCGUGAGCCUGGCCAUCCGCAAAGUCCAGUACGCCCCGGAGCGCGGGGGAGCGCCCCCCUCGGUUGAGCUGAGCCGCGAGUUCGGCGCCUCCGAGAAGGCGCUGCACGUGGAGGCGUGCUUGGAGAAGCAGACCUACUAUCACGGCGAGCCCAUCGGUGUCCACGUGAACAUCAGCAAUGGCUCCAGCAAGACGGUGAAGAACAUCAUCGUGAUGGUGGAGCAGGUGGCCAACGUGGUGCUCUACUCCAAUGACAGCUACGCCGAGACCGUUGCCACGGUGGAGACGCCGGACACGGUGGAGUCGGGUGCGAGCCUGCAGGCCACGUACACCAUCCUGCCUCUACUGGCUAACAACCGCAAGCAGCGCGGCAUCGCCCUGGACGGCAAGCUGAAGCACGAGGACACGAACCUGGCCUCCUCGAGCAUCGUGAAAGACGGAGUUCUGCCGGAGGUCCUCGGAAUCCUGGUAUCCUACCGGCUGCUGGUGAAGCUCGUCGUCGGGGGGGUGUUUGGGACCAGUGACAUCCACGUGGAGCUACCUUUCUGGCUGAUGCACCCAAAACCUGACUUAGGUAGAGUACCACGGAGUUUCAACCAGGAUGAGGAGCUCGUCUUCCAGGACUUCAGACGCGGGGACUUGAAAGGGGUGGCAGACAAUGCAGACGAGGGCAGCGCGUCCCCUGCAGAGCCCUGAGGAAACCGCACAGCAACAGCAGCGACGGUGGUGGUGGCCCCCCCGCCUAGUCACUUAGUAUGGCAUGAGCUGCUGCCUGGGCUCAAUGGGGGUCAGUGGGGCUCACUAUGCCCCUCCCUCCUUUUGCAGUCACUUUGUGUGUGAGGACAGGUGAGCGGGUGCAGAGAGCGCCACUUUGUCCCGCUUAGAAGAAGUUGAUAUGCAAUA
Messenger RNA from Scleropages formosus (Asian bonytongue), 1483 nucleotides. Its product is annotated as S-arrestin-like. Gene Ontology annotation, molecular function: G protein-coupled receptor binding. Gene Ontology annotation, cellular component: photoreceptor outer segment; photoreceptor inner segment. Bases 92 to 1276 code for a protein of 394 amino acids. The record is from RefSeq and is a predicted model, not a curated record. The transcript is spliced from 14 exons. Lineage: Eukaryota; Metazoa; Chordata; Actinopteri; Osteoglossiformes; Osteoglossidae. Gene Ontology annotation, biological process: G protein-coupled receptor internalization; signal transduction.